Molecule: messenger RNA, 5005 nt
Organism: Camelina sativa (false flax)
Lineage: Eukaryota; Viridiplantae; Streptophyta; Magnoliopsida; Brassicales; Brassicaceae
Source: RefSeq, a predicted model, not a curated record
AAACUUUCAUUUUCGAUGGCAGAAGAAAAAUCAAACAGCGACGACGCGAUCUGAAGUUUUCGUCUCAUCAAACCUCUCUGCUCUGUACCCUGCAGUUUCCUUUUUUUGCAGCGGUUUUGAGUCAGACUCGCUGACCCAACUCGGAUCGGACUCAGAGCUACGACGCAAUUCGGUGAAGAGAGGCUGUUUCGUAUCUGUUGCUCUAUUGUUCUAGAUCUGUGAGUCACCUGAGCUCGUUGUGAAAAUUGGGAAUGGCUUCCUCGGAAGCUGAUUCCCGGUUGAGUCGAGUCGUAACUCCAGCUUUAGAUAAGAUCGUCAAAAACGCGUCGUGGCGGAAACACUCGAAGCUCGCUAACGAAUGCAAAGCUGUUAUCGAGCGGCUAGGUUCGCCGCAGAAACCACCUCCUCCGUCGUCCUCUGCUGCUGCUGAAUCCGACUCUGAUUCCUCUGUUCCCGGUCCACUUAACGACGGUGGUUCGAUCGAGUACUCUCUCGCCGAUUCUGAAUUCAUCUUCAGCCCUUUGAUCAGUGCCUGUGGCACAGGCCUCGCCAAGAUCGUGGAACCAGCUAUUGACUGCAUUCAGAAACUCAUCGCGCAUGGCUACAUUCGUGGUGAAUCGGACCCGUCCGGUGGAGCGGAGUCCCUUCUCCUUUUUAAAUUGAUCGAGUCCGUUUGUAAAUGCCAUGAUUUGGGAGAUGAAUCCAUUGAAUUGCCAGUGUUAAAGACUCUGUUAUCUGCUAUUAACUCCAUCUCGCUGAGGAUCCAUGGCAAAUGCUUGCUCCUAGUCGUACGCACUUGCUACGACAUUUACUUGGGAAGCAAAAACGUGGUGAAUCAGACGACUGCCAAGGCUUCGCUGAUCCAGAUACUGGUGAUUGUGUUCCGGAGAAUGGAGGCGGACUCGUCAACGGUUCCAAUUCAGCCGAUCGUAGUGGCUGAGCUCAUGGAGCCGAUUGAAAAAUCAGAUGCGGAUGGGACAAUGACGCAGUUUGUUCAGGGUUUCAUUACCAAAAUCGUGCAAGAUAUUGACGGAGUGUUGAACCCGACAGUGCCAGGAUCAGGCUCAGGAUCACGAUCAGUAGGCCAAGAUGGGGCAUAUCGGACUACCACUGUGGAGACUACGAAUCCUACGGAUUUGUUGGACUCCACUGAUAAGGACAUGUUGGACGCAAAGUAUUGGGAGAUAAGUAUGUACAAGUCGGCUCUAGAGGGAAGGAAAGGUGAGCUAGCAGAUGGAGACGCUGAGAGAGAUGAUGAUUUAGAAGUUCAGAUAGAGAAUAAGCUGAGGAGGGAUGCCUGCCUGGUUUUCAGGGCGCUUUGUAAGCUCUCCAUGAAGGCGCCGCCAAAGGAGUCUUCAACAGAUCCACAGUCGGAAGGUAUUUCUCUUUUUAAUCGGAAGCCAACAAAAGGUAUUGAGUUUCUCAUCAACGUGGGCAAGGUGGGUGAAUCUCCUGAAGAAAUAGCAGCUUUUCUCAAAGAUGCGUCAGGGUUAAAUAAAACUUUGAUAGGUGACUAUCUUGGAGAAAGAGAAGAGUUACCUCUCAAGGUGAUGCAUGCAUAUGUGGAUUCUUUUGAUUUUCAAGGCAUGGAAUUUGAUGAGGCAAUUAGAACCUUUCUUGAAGGUUUUAGGCUGCCUGGAGAAGCACAAAAGAUUGACCGAAUCAUGGAAAAGUUUGCUGAACGUUACUGCAAGUGUAAUCCUAAGGUGUUUACUAGCGCAGACACAGCUUAUGUUCUUGCAUAUUCUGUGAUCAUGCUGAAUACUGAUGCGCACAACCCCAUGGUGAAGAUCAAGAUGUCUGCAGAUGACUUUAUCAGAAACAAUCGUGGGAUAGACGACGAUAAAGAUUUACCUGCGGACUACAUGAGAUCGCUGUAUGAAAGAAUAACAAAGAAUGAGAUAAAAAUGAAAGAAGAUGAUCUACCUUUGCAACAGAAACAAUACUCAAACAGAAUGCUUGGUUUGGAUGCUAUAUUAAACAUAGUGAUUCGUAAGCAGUGGGGAGAUUCAUAUGCGGAAACAAGUGAUGAUUUGAUGAAGCAUAUGCAAGAGCAAUUUAAGGAAAAAGCUCGCAAAUCUGAGUCAACUUACUAUGCUGCCACAGAUGUGGUUGUUCUCAAAUUUAUGAUUGAGGCUUGUUGGGCUCCUAUGCUUGCUGCAUUCAGUGUGCCGCUAGACCAGAGUGAUGAUUUGAUAGUGAUUAACUUAUGUCUUGAAGGCUUCCACCAUGCAAUUCAUGCCACUUCUUUAAUGUCUAUGAAGACCCAUAGAGAUGCAUUUGUGACUUCAGUAGCGAAGUUCACUUCACUUCACUCCCCAGCUGAUAUCAAGCAGAAAAAUAUUGAAGCCAUCAAGGCGAUUCUCAGACUUGCAGAUGAAGAGGGCAACUAUUUGCAAGAUGCUUGGGAGCAUAUACUUACUUGUGUUUCCCGUUUUGAGCAACUACAUCUCUUGGGAGAAGGUGCUCCUCCAGAUGCCACUUUUUUUGCUUCCAAUCAAAAUGAGUCGGAGAAAUCAAAGCAGCCCAAACAAUAUAUACUUCCUGUUCUGAAAAGGAAGGGUCCUGGAAAAAGUCAAUAUGCAGCUACAGGUGUCUUGAGGGGUUCAUACGAUAGCAUGAGUCUUGGCGGAAAAGGUUCUAAGAACGUGAGACGAGAACAAAUGAGCAGUAUAGUUUCAAACUUGAACUUGUUGGAGCAGGUUGGUGAAAUGAAUCAAAUAUUUUCACAGUGUCAGAAACUAAACAGUGAAGCUAUAAUAGACUUUGUUAAAGCUCUCUGCAAAGUUUCUAUGGAUGAGUUGCGGUCUCCGUCUAAUCCACGAGUUUUUAGCCUCACGAAGAUUGUUGAGAUAGCGCAUUAUAACAUGAAUCGCAUAAGGCUUGUUUGGUCAAGCAUCUGGCAAGUGUUAUCGGGCUUCUUUGUGACCAUUGGAUGCUCAGAGAAUCUUUCAAUUGCAAUUUUUGCAAUGGAUUCCCUGCGCCAGUUGUCAAUGAAAUUCCUGGAACGGGAGGAGUUGGCUAAUUACAACUUCCAGAAUGAAUUUAUGACACCAUUUGUCAUUGUUAUGCGUAGAAGUAAUGAUGUUGAGAUCAGAGAACUUAUCAUCCGAUGUGUUUCUCAAAUGGUAUUGUCGCGUGUAAAUAAUGUUAAGUCAGGAUGGAAAAGCAUGUUCAUGGUUUUUACCACAGCGGCAUAUGACGACCACAAAAAUAUUGUGUUUUUGUCCUUUGAGAUUAUUGAGAAGAUUAUCCGAGAAUACUUCCCAUACAUCACUGAGACAGAAACUACCACUUUUACAGAUUGUGUGAAUUGCCUAGUUGCAUUCACCAAUAAUAGAUUUAGCAAGGAUAUCAGUCUCAGUUCCAUAGCUUUCCUCCGAUAUUGUGCAACGAAGCUUGCAGAAGGAGAUCUUAAAUCGCCAUCAACAAACAAAGACAAGGAAACUUCUGGAAAGAUUACUCAGUCAUCUCUCCACACUGGAAAAAGUGGGAAACAAGAGAACGGAGAGAUUGUAAACAACAAUAAUCAUCUCUACUUUUGGUUUCCCUUACUAUCAGGCUUAUCAGAGCUUAGUUUCGAUCCAAGACCAGAAAUCAGGAAAAGCGCACUACAGAUUAUGUUUGAUACCUUACGCAACCAUGGCCAUUUAUUUUCUCUACCGUUAUGGGAGAAAGUAUUCGAGUCUGUGUUAUUUCCUAUAUUCGACUACGUGCGGCAUUCUAUUGAUCCUUCUGGCGAAGACGAAUCUGCUGAUCAAGGAAGUUAUGGUGGUGAUGUGGAUGAGCUGGAUCAUGAUGCAUGGCUCUACGAGACAUGUACAUUAGCACUACAGCUUGUAGUGGAUCUCUUUGUCAAAUUCUACGCUACAGUGAAUCCACUUCUAAAGAAUGUACUAAAGCUUCUUGUGAGUUUCAUAAAGAGACCUCACCAGAGCCUUGCAGGGAUUGGUAUUGCUGCGUUUGUUCGUCUGAUGAGCGAUGCCGAUGGCUUGUUCUCUGAAGAAAAGUGGUUAGAGGUGGUGUCAUCUUUAAAAGAAGCGGCGAAAACAACGUGCCCAGAUUUUUCUUAUUUCCUCAGUGAAGAAUAUGUAGAGAGAAGCCAGAGAAAUGCUCUCAACAUUCAGAAUAGUAAUGCUGAGUCUGCUCCUCCAAUUGGCGGAGAUGCUAAUGAAGAGAGCCAGAGAACAACAACCCGUCUUUAUGUUGCUAUCUCUGAUGCUAAGUGCCGAGCCGCUGUUCAGCUUUUGUUGAUUCAGGCUGUGAUGGAGAUUUACAACAUGUACAGACCUCAGCUUUCUGCGAAAAACACAUUAGUCCUCUUCGAUGCAUUGCACAGUGUAGCUUUACAUGCUCACGGAAUAAACAGUAACACAAUCCUCCGUUCAAGACUGCAAGAGCUAGGACCAAUGACACAGAUGCAAGAUCCUCCACUACUUCGUCUUGAAAACGAGUCUUACCAAAUCUGCCUCACAUUUUUACAGAAUCUUGUUACAGCUAAAACCAAAGGAGCAGAAGAGACAGAGGAAAUAGAGUCACUUCUAGUCAACAUCUGUCAAGAAAUUCUCAACUUCUACAUCGAGACUUCUUCUUCUGCGAAAAAACAACAAUCAGAAUCAUCACGGGCCAGCGAAUACCGAUGGAGAAUACCUUUGGGAUCAGGAAAACGAAGGGAACUAGCAGCAAGAGCUCCUCUUAUAGUUGCAACACUUCAUGCAAUAUGUACAUUGGAAGAGGCAUCAUUUGAGAAGAACCUGACAUGCCUAUUCCCACUUCUGGCUAGCUUGAUUAGCUGCGAGCACGGCUCUCACGAGGUUCAGAUUGCUCUCGCGGAUAUGCUUGGCUUAUCUGUUGGCCCGAUUUUACUCCAAUGGUGCUAACUUUUGCUCUCUUUUCUUUUUGGCUUUUCAUCUUUCACUUUGGCGCGAUGUGAAUGCUUGCUUGCUUGCCUGCCUGCCUGCCUUUAUAGAGUUCUCUUUUUUAAUUCAUCGCGGUUCACAGACGA